Fusarium coffeatum is the source of this 666-nucleotide messenger RNA. RefSeq lists its product as uncharacterized. The transcript has a single exon. Gene Ontology annotation, biological process: glutathione metabolic process; L-phenylalanine catabolic process. The coding region runs from base 1 to 666 and encodes 221 amino acids. Gene Ontology annotation, cellular component: mitochondrion; cytoplasm. The record is from RefSeq and is a predicted model, not a curated record. NCBI's taxonomy places the organism in Eukaryota, Fungi, Ascomycota, Sordariomycetes, Hypocreales, Nectriaceae. Gene Ontology annotation, molecular function: maleylacetoacetate isomerase activity; glutathione transferase activity.
AUGUCAGACUCCAAUUAUACUCUAUACACAUACUUCCGCUCCUCAUGCGCAGCCCGUCUCCGGAUUGCCAUGAACGCCAAGGGAAUCUCAUACGACUUGACACCCGUCAAUCUUCUCAAGAACGACCAUCUUUCAGAUGAGCACAAAGCUCUCAAUCCCUCAGGAUCAGUUCCCGUUCUCAUCCCACCCACUUCCAACUCCAAGCCCUUCCUCAUUCGCCAAUCCGUAGCAGCUCUGGAAUAUCUCGAAGAAAAGCACCCUGAGCAUGCCCUUCUCCCGUCUGACCCGGAGGGCCGAGCAAUCGUACGAACGCUCGUCAACAUCAUCAGCGCAGAUGUCCAGCCUGUGACAAACCUUCGCAUCAUGCGUCGCGUACGAGAGCUAGGUGGUAACGCAGAAGAGUGGAACUGUCAGCUCAUGACGAAUGGACUGAGGGCUUAUGAGGAGGUUGCGAAAGAUACAGCUGGAAAGUGCUCUUUUGGCGAUGAGCUUACGAUGGCCGAUGCUUGUUUUAUGCCUGCUUGGUGGAAUGCGGAGAGGUUUGGUGUUGACUUGUCGGCUUUUCCGACACUCCAGAGAAUUGCGGAGAAUUUGAAGGAUCAUCCUGCUGUUGUAAAGGCGCAUUGGCAGAAUCAGCCUGAUACACCGGACAAUCUCAAGGCUUAG